GAGGUUCCUCGAAAGCUCCGUUGCCCUUGAAUCUCAUUCGUUUUCAAGCUCUCAUCGCAUCCAGUCGUGGGAUUUUCACGCUUUUCCUGUACUCCUGAAUAACUAAAGAAUAUCUGAAGAAAAUGUCCAAGAUCGGAAUCAACGGAUUCGGCCGUAUUGGUCGUUUGGUUCUCCGUGCUGCCAUCGAGAAGGGCGCCCAAGUUGUGGCUGUCAAUGAUCCCUUCAUCGGUCUGGACUACAUGGUGUACAUGUUCAAGUUUGACUCUACCCAUGGACGCUUCAAGGGAACCGUUGCUGCUGAGAAUGGCAAGCUCGUUGUCAAUGGCCAGGCCAUCACUGUCUUCUGCGAACGUGACCCAUCCACCAUUAACUGGGCCAGUGCUGGAGCUGAGUACGUUGUGGAAUCCACAGGUGUCUUCACGACCAUCGACAAGGCAUCGGCUCACUUGAAGGGUGGCGCCAAGAAGGUCGUCAUCUCGGCUCCUAGUGCCGAUGCUCCCAUGUUUGUUGUUGGUGUGAAUCUGGACGCGUACACCCCUGAUCUCAAGAUUGUUUCCAACGCAUCAUGCACAACCAAUUGCCUCGCCCCACUGGCUAAGGUGAUUCAUGACAACUUUGAGAUCGUUGAGGGCUUGAUGACGACCGUUCAUGCCACCACGGCAACCCAGAAGACCGUUGACGGCCCAUCUGGUAAGCUGUGGCGUGAUGGACGUGGUGCUCAGCAGAACAUCAUUCCUGCUGCCACGGGUGCCGCUAAAGCUGUUGGCAAAGUCAUCCCUGCCCUCAAUGGCAAGCUCACCGGCAUGGCAUUCCGUGUGCCAGUGCCAAAUGUUUCCGUAGUUGAUCUUACGGUGCGUCUUGGCAAGCCGGCAUCGUAUGAUGCCAUCAAGGCUAAAGUUCGCGAGGCUGCAAAUGGACCCCUCAGCGGUAUUCUUGGCUACACCGAAGAGGAAGUUGUAUCCUCUGACUUUAUCGGUGACAACCACUCCUCCAUUUUCGAUGCCGCAGCUGGUAUUUCCCUAAAUGAUAACUUUGUGAAGCUCAUCUCGUGGUAUGACAAUGAGUAUGGGUAUUCCAAUCGUGUUAUUGACCUCAUCAAGUUCAUGCAGUCCAAGGAUUAAAUCCACACAGGUCUUCCUGACGCAGAGACGGUGCCAAGCAUCGAGCAAAUCACAAUAAUAAAAAAAAUUCAUCAGGAUUAUAGGGAGAUUUUCUUUGGCCCUCGUAGAGCGCUAGUCUCACGGAAUCACGUAAUUUUGGAUGAUUUUGUGUCAUUUUUGUUACAUAAAAAUUACAUGAAUAUUGUAACUAAUAUCUCAGACAUUUGAGAAUAAAUUGUGAAAUUCAAUUUCA
Messenger RNA from Lutzomyia longipalpis, 1353 nucleotides. RefSeq names its product glyceraldehyde-3-phosphate dehydrogenase 2. Gene Ontology annotation, biological process: glucose metabolic process. The coding region runs from base 123 to 1121 and encodes 332 amino acids. Gene Ontology annotation, molecular function: oxidoreductase activity, acting on the aldehyde or oxo group of donors, NAD or NADP as acceptor; NADP binding; NAD binding. The record is from RefSeq and is a predicted model, not a curated record. The transcript is spliced from 2 exons. Lineage: Eukaryota; Metazoa; Arthropoda; Insecta; Diptera; Psychodidae.